This is a messenger RNA of Fusarium venenatum, 717 nucleotides long. The record is from RefSeq and is a predicted model, not a curated record. NCBI's taxonomy places the organism in Eukaryota, Fungi, Ascomycota, Sordariomycetes, Hypocreales, Nectriaceae.
AUGAGGCCUGCCCGCGACAACGAAGCUGAAAUGCUCGCCCAUUGGAAGCCAAUGAUGAUUCUUAAUAAAACUCUUCGCGGACCCGCUUACGUCGAAAGUCUUGUUUCCCAGUCUCCAACACUCAUCACCUCCAACACACGAGGUCGGCGGACAUUACCCCUCGAGCUUUGUUAUAUGAUCCUCGAUUCCAUCGCCAAUGAUCCAGACCCGCACGACUACGCCCUCGUCCGGCCUAUCGCUCUCAAUGUAGACGGCAGAAGGAACAAGAAACUCAUGUGCGUUAAGCUUCAGCGGUGGCUCUCCAUGGACCAACUCCAAGUUGAGGCCGAAGUUUUCGCCACAAACAAAUAUUUGGCUCGACCAGAUCUAAGGUUUAAUGAUGUUCAUUACCCUUUUCUUAGGUUUAGUAAGCCCUCUACGCGUUGGGAGAUUCGCGCUCGGGUUUUGUCCUCCGGGUACAAAACUGUCCACGUCGCCAUCACUGUCCCAGACAUCAUCAAGUAUCUCGAAGAGAAAACGUGGGAUAUGGCGGCGAUAUCAAAUGCUGAACGGUCAUGCAAUACCUCAAGCGUCGUGACUCAGGUCAAAUUUAUUGGACUAUUCUGGAAAUCCGACCUGAGUGGCGGCAGACCUACUAUUUCACUCCUUAUGCUUCUAGCAGCCAAUUCUUAUGAUGCCCUGAAGAAUGUCACACCCGAAGACAGCAGAGAUUCAUGA